UGCCAAGCGAUCAACAGCCCCAGCCUUGUGGUAGAGUUGAGGUUUUUGAGCACGAAUAGGGUGGCUAGAGUUUGCUUAGCUAGAGACAGCAAUUGCCUCCUGUGAUCAUUACAGCAAUGCUGGCGUGAGCUCUUCAGGAGACAAUGGGGAGAAAAUGGACAUACUGUGUUGUUUACGCCAUCAUCCAGAUACAGUUUUUCAGGGGAGUAUGGGAAGAGUUAUUCAAUGCUGGGGAUAACGUGUAUGCUUUACCUGGUUCUGACGUCAACUUGACCUGCCAAACAAAGGAGAAAGACUUCUUGGUACAGAUGCAAUGGUCCAGGGUCACAGAUAAGACUGACAUGAUUGCUCUUUAUCAUCCCCAAUAUGGCUUCCACUGUAGGCAGGGUCAUGCCUGUGACUCACAAGUGGCUGUCAUAGAAACUCCGAAGGGUGUAACAAAUUGGACUCUGUACUUAAGGAAUAUCUCUUCCACCCUCAGUGGAAAGUAUGAGUGCAGCUUUACUCUGUAUCCAGAAGGCAUCAAGACUAUAGUCUACAACCUCAUUGUGGAACCCUAUACACAAGAUGAACGCAACCAUACAAUAGAAAUAGAGACAAAUCGGACUCUGGAAAUACCGUGCUUUCAAAAUGCCUCCUCAGAAACUUCACCUAGGUUCACCUUUUCAUGGUUGGUGGAGGAAGAUGGAAGAGAAGAAGUUCUCUUCACCCACAAUCACCAAGUCAGCCAUUCCACAUCAUUUAAAGGCAGAGUCAAGCUGGGAGCAGACUAUGGACUCUACCUCUCCCCAGUUCAAAUCCAAGAUGAUGGCAGGACAUUCUCUUGUCAUCUGAGUGCCAGUCCCCUCAAAGUCUGGAAGACAUCCACCACAGUCAAGGUUUUUGCUAAGCCAGAAAUUUUCAUGACUGUGGAAAACAGCACCAUGGAUGUCGUAGGAGAGAGAGUAUUUACCUGCCUACUGAAGAAUGUGUUCCCCAAAGCAAAUAUCACCUGGUUAAUAGAUGGAAGAUUUCUUCAAGGCAAUGAAGAGGGAAUAUACAUUACGAAUGAAGAGAAAAAUGCAAGUAGUGGAUUUCGGGAACUGAAGUCAGUUUUCAGAAGGAUGCACAAUAGAGCAUCCCAAUCAAACAAUGUGACAGUUUGGUGUAUGGCUCUGUCGCCAGGCCCCAGAAAUAAAACGUGGUAUACUUCAUCACAGCCCAUCACGUUUUCCUUGGUUUUAGAUGGGUGGAGACCAUCCGUGGUGGGCAAGGCCUGGCAUGUUGGCAGGAAUGGGAAGCUGACAGCUCACACCAAGGCUACACACAGAACACAGAGACUGGGAUGGUCAUGGAGAAUCAGAAAGCACAAUUCUGUGACUGUCCCAGUAAAAGGUCUAUCCAAUGUGACAGGUUCUACCCUGGGUGCACAACCUUUUCAAGAUGUCAAAGUAUCUCCUACAAAUUCUGUGACUGUCCCAGUGAAAGGUCUACCCAAUGUGACAGGUUCUACUCUGGGUGAACAACCUUUUCCAGAAGCCAAAGUGUCUUCUACAAGAUAUCUAGUGACAUCUACAUCUUUAGUGACAAUUGUAGAUGAAAAUGUGUUGACACCAGAUGCACCUCCUCAAACUAGCAAUUCCAGCAUGACUGCUAAAGAUGUCAACUAUUCCCAGGCCUCCAGUGCGACAGAUGCCAAGAGCUCAGUUUCAUGGAUGCCCAGUGAAGUGCACACUUCAGUCCCUUCAGAUGCAAGCAUAGCUCCUCAUGAUUCCAUCAUCAGUACAACCAAUGAAUUUCCAGAUGUCCUUACAACUGCAAACGGAACCACUAAAAGUGACCAAGGCCCUAUCACCAGUAUCAUAGUUAAUAAAGGCAGAGGUGGAAUGUCCUGGCCUGUGAUUGUCACGGCUCUGCUCUUUUUCUGCACCCUAUUGUUUGGGCUUGGAGUAAGAAAAUGGUGUCAGUAUCAAAAGGAAAUCAUGGAAAGACCCCCACCUUUCAAGCCACCGCCACCUCCCAUCAAGUACACAUGCAUUCAGGAACCCCGUGGACGUGACCUGCCUUGUCAUGAGAUGGAGGUUCUCUAAGCUUUUGAGCCUUGACACAUAGCACAGUGGUUCUGGAGUCCUGUGGGAAGGGAGAUACUGUACAAUAUUAAUAUCCUCAGCAGCCAGACAUACCUCGGCUUCAGCUCAAAUGGAUGUUGGAAAUAAAUGAGAUGUUUUCCCA
Apodemus sylvaticus (European woodmouse) is the source of this 2211-nucleotide messenger RNA. It is a transcript of the gene Cd96, whose product is annotated as CD96 molecule. Gene Ontology annotation, biological process: cell-matrix adhesion; inflammatory response. The coding region runs from base 144 to 2069 and encodes 641 amino acids. The record is from RefSeq and is a predicted model, not a curated record. Lineage: Eukaryota; Metazoa; Chordata; Mammalia; Rodentia; Muridae. The transcript is spliced from 16 exons.